AUGAAAAGGCAUCACAAAUCAGAGCACUAUAGAUGCACCGAGUGCGAUCGAAUAUUCAUCUCCACCGGCAAGAAAGAGCACGAGCACAGCGCUAAGCACGUUUCUUACAUGCUGGUUCCUUCACUUGACGCGGAGCACGCAGGUGCUGCUGCGGCGGCAUCGACACAGAGGACAUACGAGCCCAGAAUGCCUCGCGAGAGCAUUGAGACUGUCCAAAUGCGCACCAAGUAUGGUUCCAUGAUUCAAGAUUUGUGGGAUGAUAGCUUGACACUCCUAAACCGGAUCUUCCCUUCUGAUCGCGACAUACCGAUCGCGCGAAUCGGGCCCAUAUCAACAAUGGCAGACGACGCAGACGUCUGGUACACUACAGAAGACGACAUAGAGAAAAUCAUGGCCCAAAACUUCAUCUUGCACAAACCCACGGUGGUGAGAUCACGUCAAUUAGGACAACGAGGCCAGGGACUGGAUCAUUUCUUAGAGGCUCUGAACGAUCAUUUUGAAGGGGCGGACAUUCCGGCAGGGCGACUUCCGAUAAACCUGCUGAACUUGAAGUAUCUGGGGAUAAGUCCCACCGGCUCCUGCAUUCCUCAAUCUGCGUCGGUUCGAUGUCCUUCCGGCAAUCAGCUCACGUCUAGAGGCGGAGUUUACCGGACGAGCGAUCAAGUCGACCUGGAUCGCUCCUUGACCCUUUCGCUAUUCGCCCAGCGAGGUGCUUUUACCGGAUUCCACGUCGAUAGCCCAGAUGCAACAUGGGUAUGUCUUGAGUGGGUCCUGAAGCUUUGGAUUUUCGCUACAGACACGAACGAAUCCGAGAUGGUCAAGUUCACAGAUGAACGCGACAAUUGGGUUCCCGAUAGCGUUGUCGCUAUUGUGUUGGAGCCGGGUGAUACGCUCAUCAUGCCCUCCGCACAGCUCCUUCCUCAUGCUGUAUUCACGUUGGCAGACUCACGGAUGACGGGUGGUAUGUUCAUGGACGCAGUUCGCAUUCUAGAGUCGAUUGAGAAGCUCCUGUGGAUAUAUAUACGCCCGUCUGUCUCGAAUGAACCGAUACCGUUGCAGCUCCUCAGAGGAUGGAGCCACCUGUGCAAGCUUUUUUUAUGA
Molecule: messenger RNA, 1101 nt
Organism: Purpureocillium lilacinum
Lineage: Eukaryota; Fungi; Ascomycota; Sordariomycetes; Hypocreales; Ophiocordycipitaceae
Source: RefSeq, a predicted model, not a curated record